GUAGAGAACGGGAGAAUCCUACACUCGUGUAAAGUAUUCAUUGGAAGGAAGAGGGGGAAGACGCGCCGAAGUAUUCCGAAGUCGGCCGAAAGGUUUCCCCCACUCGCGUCAACGAUUCAGUCGGAGCUUCGCUUUCGUGUUUCCUCGGUUGCCUUCAUGUCAGUACGUUCUCGGCCGAUGUUAGGGGUAGUUCGUCUCUCGUUACGACGACUCGCACGUGUAUCGUUUAUGCCGCGUCGCGUAUCGUCGUGCUUGUCGAACGAGAACGAAGGAAAAUAUCUGGAGAAAUCGUGUAUCCGGUACCUUUGUGAGUCGUUGACGUUGACGGGAAUGACUUGAACGUAAGGAAGACGCGCAUUGUGUGAUCUGCUACCGUGUGCAAGCUUCGAGCUGCUCGUCGUGACACACGUUACCGUGCAUACGUUUACGGAGCUGAUUUAGUGGCGGGUCGUGUAUAUGGUGUGUACACAGAACUCCAACGGACCGAGGUUAGCCGUCUGGUGGCGGGCAACUAGGCAGAAAAAAGAUACAAAAUACGCGGAAGAAGCGUCGAGGUUUCGUGUAGAGAAGAGUGGUGAUUUCUGAACUCCGUAAUCGCAGUUAUUCCGUCUUCGUUUACCUAAUAAUGGAUUAAUUUUCGCCGGGGAAUUCACCCCGGCUGCAGCCUGGUCUGGAGCAGAACACACAGCACCGCGGCAGCACUCAGCGAUAAAUCAAGCAGCAAUUAUGUGUACAAUAAGCAAACCGACGAUAUCAGAAUGUCUCUUAUCUGGAAGAUCUUGGUUUCUAAAAUCGGAAUUGGAUACGUGGCCGGAGUAAUGCGAGGCACAGAGAAGUAAGGGGCAAGCAAUCAAGGAAAAUGGGACUCGUUCGACGGACGAAGCUGCUUCCCAGCCGAACGAUGGCUCCCCUGUUAUCACUGCUGGUGCUCGCAGUAUUGCCAAAUGCGCGAUUAGAAUCGGCGAUCAAUCCGGUGAGCAACGUGGGCUCGGUAUCGAGCGGUUCCUCGUCGUCCUCCUCCUCCUCCUCCUCCUCCUCGUCGUCGUCGAUGGUGGGCGGCGUACCUGGCAGUGGCUCGUCUUCCGGCAGCAUGGCAGGGUCCGGCAACAGCGUGGUCGGGGGCGGUGGGAGCAGCGGCGUUGGACACUCGUCCCUUGGCGGCGGCGGGGCGGGAGUGAAUGGGAACGGGCGUUGCGAGGAGAUCACGAUCCCGAUGUGUCGCGGGAUCGGGUACAACCUGACGGCGAUGCCCAACGAAUUGAAUCACGACAAUCAGGAAGAAGCCGGGCUCGAGGUGCACCAAUUCUGGCCGCUGGUCGAGAUCAAAUGUUCCCCCGACCUCAAGUUCUUCCUGUGCUCCAUGUACACGCCGAUAUGCCUGCCGGAAUACACGAAACCGCUGCCGGCUUGCAGAAGCGUGUGCGAGAGGGCGAGGGCCGGUUGCGCGCCGUUGAUGCAGCAGUACGGUUUCUCGUGGCCGGAGAGGAUGGCGUGCGAGAGAUUGCCGGCCCACGGUGACCCGGAGAAUUUGUGCAUGGAGCAGGACAAUCAUACGAGCAGCACCGGGCACGGAGGAUCCGGGAACGGAGGAGCGGCGAGCAGCGCGCCUUUGCCCGCGGCACAACCGCGCCCGACCAGGCCGUCCAAGACGACCCAACCGCCGCGGUGCAGGCCAGGGAAAAAUCAAAAAAACUGCCAGCAUCCCCCGGGGGAACGGGCGAGGGAUUGCGUGUGCCGGUGCAGGCCACCCCUCGUACCCCUGGGGGCGGGGGGCACGGUCAUUCCGGGACCGAUAAGCGGCAGCAGCACCGGAAGCAUAGGCAGCGGGGCUGGGCUGGCAGGCAUGGCCGUAAGUGGGGUCAUACCGGCGCCCCCGAUAAGCAUCGCCAGGAACAUCAUUCAGGACAUUGCAGGAGUACCGAAUUGCGCGCUCCCGUGCCACGGGGCGUUCCUCACCUCCGAAGAACGAGGGUUCGCGGCCGUGUGGCUGGCUCUGUGGAGCGGCCUGUGCGCCGCAAGCACCCUCGUGACCGUCACCACGUUUCUGAUCGACACCCAGCGCUUCAAGUAUCCUGAGAGACCGAUAGUGUUCCUGUCGGCCUGCUACUUCGCCGUCUCGAUCGGCUACCUGUCGAGGAGCGUGUUCGGCCACGAGGAGAUCGCCUGCGACGGAUCGGCGCUCAAGUCGAGGGCCCAGGGACCGGAAGCUUGCGUGGCCGUCUUCCUCAUGAUCUAUUUCUUCGGAAUGGCGUCCUCGGUGUGGUGGGUGAUCCUGGCGUUCACGUGGUUCCUGGCGGCGGGUCUGAAGUGGGGGAACGAGGCGAUCGCCUCGUACUCGCAAUACUUCCAUCUGGCGGCGUGGCUAGCGCCGGCGGUCCAAACGUUCUCGGCGUACCUGGCCGGGGGGGUAGCGGGGGAUCCGGUGGCAGGGGUCUGCACGGUGGCCCCGGACGGGGUGCGAUCGUUCAUUCUGGUUCCGUUGUUCGUGUACCUGCUGUUGGGAACGAGCUUCCUUCUGGCGGGUUUCGUGAGCCUGUUCAGAAUUCGUUCGGUGAUAAAACGUCAACCGGGGGCGAAGGCGGACAAAUUGGAGAAACUGAUGAUAAGAAUUGGCGUGUUCAGCGUUCUGUACACCCUACCAGCCGGGGUGGUGUUGGCCUGCCACAUGUACGAGACGUCGUUAAGAAACGAGUGGCUCGACUCGCUGGCGUGCCCCUGUCGGCCAAGGGCAAGACCCCUCUACUCCGUCCUGAUGCUCAAGUACUUUAUGGCGCUCGCGGUGGGUAUCACGUCAGGCGUGUGGAUAUGGAGCGGCAAGACCGUCGACUCGUGGAAACGUCUGUGGAGGCGCUUGUUCAGCGGCGGAGGCGGCGGAGGCGGUCACGGAGGCGGUGGGGCAGGUAUGGUGGCAGGCGUGACAGGCGUCAGCGGAGGUAUCGGCAGCACCAGCAUCAAGGGCGUAGUAGGGCGUGUAGGAGUGCCGUAUCCACCGGCCCCGGGGCCUGGAAGCGCUCUACUCCCCCCGGGCAGCGUGGCCAGCGCGUCCCAACAUCACCUCCAUCAUCACGUCCUCAAACAACCCCCCCUGUCGCACGUAUGACGUCACCAGUCGGCGGGAGGCGACAUGAACACCGCGGGCUGCGACCAGCAGCAGCAGCAACAGCAAUCGGUGCAACAAGAGAGGCCUUCCGCCCUUAGUAACUACGGGCCCAUUUAGCCCUUCGCCUCGGCCUCGCGCAGGCACACGCCGCACACAGCGCCCCAUACGGCGCCACACACGCCACACUCGGCGGCCACGAUAUACUCGAGGAGGUCGUUGGCAUCGACCACGGGCCCCCUCACGCCAGCGCACGGACUCGCGCCUUCGUACACCCAGGCGACCGAAGUAUGAAUCGAUCUCUGAUAACGAGUUUAUUCAUCGUUGUUACGACGUUGAAACAAAGGUAGGGAGGAAAGGGAUCGGGUAAAAAGGGAUUCGUGCGUUUCUCGGUACCUCCGCGGUGUGGCUGUUUUUACGACGCGUGUCGAACAACCUCGUCGACUCGCGACGGUGCUUCUCGAUUACCCAAUAUACGUAUUAGCCCGUACGUGUCUUUUCCGUGGGUCUCGAAUCGUCUCUUUUGUAGUUUUUACAUCAUUUUCUAACCUGUGUUUAUUUGUAGAUUAACGGGGGAUAUAUAAUCUUGUACCGAUUCGAAGGAAAUUUUUCUAUAUAUAUAUAUAUAAUUGGAACGUGAUUCGAAUUGAAGCGCGAAAAUAUCAACGUAUCAAAGUUCAAAGCGUCGACACUAGAGGGCUACGAUUCGGAAAAUGGCGCUCGAGACCGGCUGGUGUAGUGAGAUUGUGAUGUAAGUGCGUGGAUUGAAUGUAUAGUGUAAUGAGUGAGUGAAUCGCGCAAAUGGAACAGUGUGCAAGAAAAUUCUCUCUUAUUCGUAUCUAUCUGUAAUCUUUCUUACUUAUAUACCGUAGCGGAACUCGUAAAGUCCGCAUGUCCGUCUAACGUGUAUCGUCUCGUCUAUUUAUCUAACCUAGCCAUAACAGAAGUAUAGGUGUAAAACACGGACUUUCUAUAGAUGUCGUUACUUAAAGGUUACGGCGGUGGUCCGGCAUUCCAAAGUGCGUGUUUUUUUGUAAUUUCAUACAAAUUUUUUUAGUCAGAGCGAGCAAAUGUCGGUUUGUAAGAGAAGGAAGGAUCGACUGAUCAUCUCGAGCGAUGAAAGUACUCGUAACCAUGAAUACAGGCUCACCGCCGUCGAUCGUAUGAAGUGCGACGAGCAAGUGUAUAGCGCAGACGUAUAAGGGAAAGAAGAAAAAUGUGGAGAAUGAAGGUAACUGUAAAUAUUAUUCUUAGAUUUUAGAUAAAAAUGCUGUAAAUAUAAAAGAGAAGUGGAACAGAAACGAUCAUCAAAAAACGAUUUAUCGGUCGACACGAGUGUACAGACGCGAGCAUUGCGCAGUCGCGGUAAUGGCGCGUUCCUUUUUACGCAUAUAUUGUAAUUCGUAGUCCGUGGAGCUUUGAUAUUCGUUUAGUAUCUUUCGAAGAAAAUCUUUCGUCGAUGAAAGACACGAUGUAAAAAUGUGAAGAAAUCGUGUCGAAAACUUGGUGCAAUGAGUAAUGCGUAUCAAAUAACAAUACCGUAAAAAAAAGCUUCGAAGGAGCCGCUAGUCUUGCCGCGGGCGAAGGAACGCGUCAAUCGUGAAUGCGUCGAGAAGAGAGAAAAUAAAAACGUGUGCUUACGGUAUGUAUACAUACGUUAAAACAUGAUUUCGGAUGCCGAACAUGUCUUUUUUACCGCCGAACGAAAGCCCCCCCUUAACCUUUAUCCGUUAUAUAUAUAUACAUAUAUCAUAUAUAUGUAUAUAAUAUAUGUAUAUAUAUAUAUGUACACGCGUCCUGAACGUAGCUGACAAAAAAAAAACACAGAGAUUCCGAAUAAGAUUUGUUUUAUAUUUCGCAUGGUUUUCUGUCUUUAAUCGAGACUUGAAUCAUGCAUAUACGCACAGAGACAUAUACAGACCUACAUACAGAUUCACAUAUACUAUCGAUACACGCAAAUACACUGUCAUACAUGCUCGCACAUCGUCGUAGAGAAAAGAACGUGAAAAAGUUCUAUAUAUUCCGAGAUUAAAUUAUAGGUAAAACGAGGGAAAAAAUUAAGACAAAUUAAGACAUACACACCUCAAGUGUUUUUUUAUAUCCGCGCAAUAGACAAGUAGCUGUUGACAGAAUGCGAAAUCGAAUAAAUAAAUAAAUCGUUAAGUACAUAAAUAUAUAUAUGUAUAUAUACAUAUACAUAUACGAUCGUGGAAGCAUAUACGAGAUUUCAUUACGAAGACGUGCGUGCUUCUGCGAUGCGAUAUCAUCGAUAUUUCACAAUUUUUCUAAUCGUUGGAGGAAAAAGGGGAGGACUAGAAAGAGAAAUACAAUUCCCGAGACCGCAUCUCGUGUUUCAUUUCUAUUCUGUUCCUUUUCACGGGACAUUUCAAAAGUGUGACUGUGUGAGAUGAAGAAUUCUUUCAACACUAGCAAGAGUGAAACAUCUCGGUUAUGUACUUUUUCUAUUUCCACUUCGAUGCUUGCCUUUUUUAACAGUUGUUGGAAUUUUGCGAUCGACCCGCGAGAUGUCUCGUGAGUGGUGCAGGUGGGAACGUGAGUGCACGCGGAAAAAAAACAAGAAAGAUAUGUGUAUAAGAAAUGAAAAGGAACGGAAAGAAACAAAAGGACUGAAAAACGAUAACUGCCUCAAGCAACUUAAAAAAAAAAAAAAAUAAUAAUAAUAAUAAAAUCACAAUCCGUAUCGCAAUCCGAACGGGUUACCCCUGCCAAACGAAAACGUACACGUGUAAUGUUGUAAAGUAGUGAGAGUAAAGAACCUUUAGUGUCACAUAUCACGCCAAGCUGUUACGAGCGAAAACGGACAAUGUCGCGUUCGUGAACGAUCAGUGACGUUGGAAAGAGUGAGAAAGAAUAAUGCGAUGGAAUGGGAUGAAAUGAGAUUGUUGUGAUGGUAGUAGUGGGAAGAGAGGAAAAAAGGCGGGAGAACGAGACAGAGGGGAAAGAAAAAGUGAAAGAGUGCGCUGCUAUCGCAAUGGCAGAACGAUUGAUGCGACGAAAAGAACGAACGCGACGUUAGAAAAACGAGAGAAAGGAGUUUAUAACGAGUAUUUGUAAGCCACUUUUUGUCACGAUGAUUGUCAAUAAAAUGGAAAAUACUGUGUGUAACGAGUGUGUUCCGGAAUUUCAUCCAUCAAAUUGGUUCACGAGGUAUGAUUCUUUUAUCUUUUUUUUUUAUUCUUCUUCAAAUUUUUAUAGCAAGGAAAAGAUUAUAUUUGGAAUUUCGAAAUAGUCGUAUCUCCCUCUAUUUUUCUUUUGUACGUUUUCCUCGCUCAGCUUUUAUAUUCUUUUUUGUCGAAAAUAUAUGAAUUCUCUUGUUUGAUUCGAUUCUACGUUCGACCGCCAUUUUUGUACAAGUUUUUUAUGUUGCCAUAGUAAUUAACCGACGACCGAUGAUCAUAUCGUUAUACAUAUGCAUAUAUUGAAAUCAAAAUUGUAUACGAUUUUUAAUAUACUUUAUUAUUAUUUAA
Molecule: messenger RNA, 6585 nt
Organism: Apis mellifera (honey bee)
Lineage: Eukaryota; Metazoa; Arthropoda; Insecta; Hymenoptera; Apidae
Gene: fz2
Product: frizzled 2
Exons: 3
Coding region: 860-3100 (746 amino acids)
Biological process (GO): canonical Wnt signaling pathway; non-canonical Wnt signaling pathway
Cellular component (GO): plasma membrane
Molecular function (GO): Wnt receptor activity; Wnt-protein binding
Source: RefSeq, a predicted model, not a curated record